GGCCAUGAUUUGUGCCGCUAGGAAACGCUAACUUCCGUUGUGCAGCCCGCAGCCAACCGACCAAGCCAGCCAAUGACGGACAUUUGUCAGGCAUCUUACAGUGGGCGAGUGACAUCACCGAUCCCAGAGCGCAACCUGAGCCCGCACAGAUCGAGCGGCCGGCACUGUCGAGAAAAGCAGAAUCAGGAUGGCGGUAGUCUUCUCUGGGAACAUGUCGCCACCCACGCUGCGCCCGGCACUCUGCGAAGAUGGAAAUGAGCAGGCGCACAGCCCUGCUCCGGGGAACACCGCGCGCAUCAAUCAAGCUAGGCGCGAUUCGGCGGCCGCCCCAGUACACUGUUCGCCGCCGACAGAAUCUCGCCAAACGCGCAACCCACGCUGCAAUUCGCCCGGUCGCCCUACAACUACCUUCCCGUUCCUCCCAUCGAGUCGCCGAGCUGGCUUGACUGCCUGGAACCGCCGAUCGAUUCCGGGUUCGAAAGACCCGCGGCGAGACUCUGCAGCGGGCGAACCCCAACUCGACAUACACAUACAUACACAAGGGGGGAUCGCCACAAGAGUCCCCGACCAACCCGACCAUGCAAGGAGAUUCGAGCCAUUCAAGCCGCGCCGAGCCUCCUUCUACCGCCGGUGGUCCCGCCAGUCUGGCCAGUCCCGACAUUGGCCUCAUUUUCGACCUCGCGCCCGUCGCCUUGCUCAUCCUCACGCCCGGCCGGCGCAUCACGAGGGCCUCGUCCCACCUCCUGGCCGAGUGGCGCGUGGCCGCCCAUAGCUGCGUGGGCCAACAGCUCCUCUCCUUCGUCGAGAAGCAGCUGCAGCCCCCCCGACCCGACCACCUCGCCCACUUGACCUCCGCCAUCGACGACGCCAUUGCCGCCCGAGCCGAGCGCACCAGCAGGCCCAUCAAUGCCAGGCACGCCGUCUCCUGGAAGGCCCGCGUCGUCCCCGUCUUCAACGGCGACGAGCUGCUGUCCGUCGCCCUGGAGUGGCACCAGGGCCCGCCCGUGCAUCUGGAGGACGAGCUGGUGCAGCCGGGCCUCUCGGCCCACGAGGCCUUCCAAAUAUUCGUGCAAGCCGUGAAGGACUAUGCCAUCUUCCUCCUCGACACCAAGGGCAUCGUCGUGACCUGGAAUACCGGCGCCGAGCUGCUCAAGGGCUACACGCGGGACGACAUCGUCGGCAAGCACUUCUCCGUCUUCUACGGCCAGGAGGAUCUCGACAUCAAGAAGCCCGAGAUGGAGCUCGAGAUGUGCCUGCGCCAGGGCCGCGUCGAGGACGAGGGCUGGCGAUACAGGAAGGACGGCAGCCGCUUCUGGGCCAACGUGACCAUCACGGCCGUCUACCAGAACGGCGUGCACGUCGGCUUCGGCAAGGUCACACGCGAUCUCACGGAGCGCAAGUCGGCCGAGUCGCGCCUCAUUGCCGCCUACGAGGAGAGCGAGAGGCUCAAGUCGGACUUCCUGGCCAACAUGAGCCACGAGAUCCGCACGCCCAUGCACGGCAUGCUGUCGGCCUGCACCCUGCUGCUCGACACCCCGCUGUCGCCGAGCCAGCGCGACAUCGUCACCAUCAUGGACGAGUCCGGCCAGGUGCUGCUGCAGGUCAUCAACGACAUUCUCGACUACUCCAAGCUCACGUCCGGCAGCUUCACGAUGCACUCCGACAUCGUCGGCAUCACGAGCAUCGUCACGUCGGUCGUCCGCAGCGCGCAGGCUGGCCUGCCGCCGUCUGUGCACUUCGAGCUCUUCCUGUCGCCGGACCUGCCCCGGUCCGUCCAGGGCGACCCCUUGCGCUACCGCCAGAUCCUGCAGAACAUUGUGAGCAACGCUGUCAAGUUCACCGACAAGGGCACCAUCCGGGUCUGCGCCUCGGUGAAGGAGGAGGACGAGACCAGCUCCACGAUCCUCACCGAGGUGACCGACACGGGCAUCGGCGUGCCCGAGCACGCGACGUCCAACCUCUUCAUGCCCUUCACCCAGUUCGACGCGACCACCACCAAGCAGUACAAGGGUACCGGCUUGGGUUUGUCGAUCGCGAAGUCGCUCGCCGAGCUGAUGGGCGGCAGGAUUGGGUACCGGCCCAAUCCGGACCGCCAGGGCAGCGUCUUCUGGUUCACCGCGCGGUUCAACAAGAUCAAGAACAUGGAGCAGGUUAAGAGCACGAAGGAGGACGAUCGAGUGGGCUGGCCGCUGCCAGAUGCCCACGUCGAGAGCCUCGUGGAGGAGCUCCGGAUGGUGUCGUCGACCAAGAGCCUGCUGGUGGUCGAGGACAACCUGAUCAACCAGAAGGUCAUGCUUGGCAUGCUGCGGUCCAUCGGCUUCAGGAACAUCUCGCUGGCGUCCAACGGCAUCGAGGCGGUCCGUAUGGUGCGCGGCAGGCCCGCAGCAUAUGAUGUAGUACUCAUGGACGUCAACAUGCCCAUUAUGGACGGCCACGAGGCGACCAGGCACAUCCGUGCGGGUGGCAUCCUCGUGCCCAUCGUGGCCAUGACGGCCUACGCGCUGAAGGGCGACAGGGAGCGGUGCAUCGAGCACGGCAUGAACGAUUACAUCGCCAAGCCGGUCAACAAGCAGCGGCUGAUCAUGGUGCUAGCCAAGUGGCUGCUGCGGAAGACGAACUAUCGGAAAAACUUUGAGGAACGCAUCUCUGAGCUGACGCGGUACGAGGAGGUCACCGCGCGCGAGAUGCUUGGGAGCGACCAGCCGGCGAAAGCCGAUGCGGACGGGGCGGUGCCUGCAGUCUCUGGUCUGGGUCCGGGUCCAGUUCCAGUUCCGCCGAUCAAGGCGGCGGCGAGGGCGGAGGAGCCCGGGGAAGCAGCGGGCGCAGUUUUGCCGACUGCCUUGCCGGCUGCCGAGGGGCCGCAGAAGCUGAUGCCGCAAGAUGACGAGGUGCAACAACCCCAUGAGGAGAAGGCCGAUGCGCCCCCGUCAACACCAAGCCUUAGCGGCCGUGCCAGCAGUGAUACCCGAGAGUCUGCCAGCACAACGGACGCUUCCGAAGUCAGCGAGAUGGGAACAGAGCAGCCUUUGGUCACCGUGCUGCCAGGCAGCAAGGGCGACGCGACGGCGGAUGUUCGUGAGCUUCCCCAACACCCCUCGCCGACCGGGGAGCAUCAGAUAUUGCUGUUAGGCGGCAGGGAUGGCGAGCCGCAGACUGGCACAUGAUUCACGGGACACCGCAGAUUACUGAAGUGGUGCAAAGCCUCCACACCAACCUACCCCACCACACUCAGAAGCAAGUGCGUGAGAUGUGCCCGCAAGGAAGGUCGUCUCCGUCUGGGUAGACGAAGGAGGUGUACGUCGAGUGAUGGGAACGAUGUCUCCUCAACAGGCAGACAUACGGUUCAGAUGUGUCUAGUGGUGGCGUGGCGCCACGACAUCUCACAACAAGAGCUCAAGAGCUCGCAGCCCCGUCGUCUGGGCAGACGUAGUAUAACAAGAGGAGGGACUCAACAGCCCUCCAGAAGAAGGAAAACCACCGUUGUGGUGCGUCUGUCUUCGUGUGUGAUGGCUGUGUCUUGAUGCUUGAAGACAUGCUUGAAGAGAGAGAA
This is a messenger RNA of Thermothielavioides terrestris NRRL 8126, 3550 nucleotides long. RefSeq lists its product as uncharacterized. Gene Ontology annotation, molecular function: phosphorelay sensor kinase activity. NCBI's taxonomy places the organism in Eukaryota, Fungi, Ascomycota, Sordariomycetes, Sordariales, Chaetomiaceae. Gene Ontology annotation, biological process: phosphorelay signal transduction system; phosphorylation. The transcript has a single exon. Bases 579 to 3164 code for a protein of 861 amino acids. The record is from RefSeq and is a predicted model, not a curated record.